Molecule: messenger RNA, 1294 nt
Organism: Culex pipiens pallens (northern house mosquito)
Lineage: Eukaryota; Metazoa; Arthropoda; Insecta; Diptera; Culicidae
Product: protein takeout-like
Exons: 4
Coding region: 249-995 (248 amino acids)
Source: RefSeq, a predicted model, not a curated record
CGGUUCUGAGUGAGUGUGCGAGUGAUAGCGGUUGAGGAUUUCCUUCCUGGCGCGCAAGUCCUGCCCCAGCUGCCUUGGGAAAUAGACAGUCUUUUUUGCGAAAAAAAAGGAAGAAGAUUUGUAUUAUCUCCAAGGAUACUCGCAAGUGAAAGUGAAGUGAGCAAAAGUUUAAGGAAGCUGUGCUCAUCAGUUGAAAAGUGAAAAGUAGUUAAAUCAAAUUAAAAAAAGUCAGAAAAAACAGUCGCAAAAUGAAAUCAUUCGCCGCUAUACUGCUGAUCGGAGUCAUUCUAAGGAUAGACACCAUCGAUGCAAAAUUGCCUCCCUCAAUCCACGUGUGCAAACGCAACGAUCCCGACCUGAACAAGUGCAUCGUCGAGUCGGUGAACGCGCUGCGGCCGCUGCUGGCCACCGGCAAGAUCUCCGACGACUUUUCGAUCCCGCCGCUGGAACCGCUGGCCCUGUCCACCGUCAACAUGGACCGCGGCUCGGAGUUUAAGGCGACCUUUAGCGAGCUGCUCGUAAGCGGACCGAGCAAGUUCCAGGUGGACAAUCUGAAAGUAAAUAUUGACAAACUAACCUUCGACUUCAACAUCUACCUGCCGAAGCUCUCCUUCCGCGGAAAGUACGAUCUGAAGAUCCGUCUGCUGCUGCUGAACAUUGCCGGCGUCGGCGAUCUGAAGGGUGUCUUGGAAAACUCCCGCGCACGUGUCAAGCUGUACUGCGAGCGGUACGACCGGGACGGCCAGCAGUACAUGCGCGUCAAGCGGCUCGCCGUCAAGAUCCAGAUCGAGAAGGGUCAGUUCGACAUGAAGGACCUGUUCAACGGCGACCCGGUGCUGAGCCAGGUGGGCAACCAGUUCAUCAACGACAACUCGCGCCUCUUCCUGGACGAGCUGACGCCGGGAUUGGAGCGGAGCCUGUCCGAGACGUUUAAGAAUACUGCGAAUGAGAUCCUGCAGUUGGCAACGCUCGACGACAUGUUCCCGGCGGCGUAGAGCUUAUUUGUUGUACCUUAAGUCCAGAAAAACCAAAAAUGCACCCCAUUUACUACUUUCUUUUUAUCGACACCCAGAUUAGUUUAGUAAAGUGCUCUGUUGAACUUUGUCUCUUCCUGGUCUUAUCGAUACGUAACUGGAACACCUUGUUGUCUGUGAUGAAUUGUUUGUAUUAAUUGUGUAACCUCGAUCAAACUAGCAUGUAAGCAAAACUCGGAAAUGUCCUGUAACACUACGAUUUAAAAAACACGUUUUUGUACAAAGCGGAAGUCACUAAUAAAGAUGGUAAUAAUUACGAA